AUGGAAGAAGGGUUAGAAGAAGAAGAUGUUUUGAGGUCAAUAAGUAGCCUAAGGAUGAAUAUAGGAUCUUCAAGUAGAAGAAGUUGGGCAUCAACAAGUGGUGGUGAUGAUGUGUUUGAGAAGAACAAGAAUGAAAUAGUUGUUGAUGAUGAAGAGCUUAGAUGGGCUGCCAUAGAAAGGCUUCCUACUUUUGAAAGACUAAGGAAAAGCAUUGUGAAAGAAGCUAUUGAGAGUGGUGGAUUUAGUUAUGAAGAAGUUGAUAUAUCAAAGCUUGGUAUUCAUGAUAAGAGUAAACUCAUGGAUGGUAUAUUAACUAGUGUUGAAGAAGAUAAUGAAAAGUUUCUCUUUAAGAUAAGGGAGAGGAUUCAUAGGGUUGAGAUAGAGAUUCCAAAGGUGGAAGUGAGAUUUAACAAAUUAUAUGUUGAAGGAGAUGCAUUUAAUGGAAGCAGAUCAUUACCAACACUUGUGAACUCAACCAUGAAUCUCAUAGAGGGAAUUCUUGGAGCAAUGAAGGUUGUCCCUUCAAAGAAAAGUGCGAUAAAAAUACUUGAAGAUGUUAAUGGAAUUAUCAAGCCAGCAAGGUAA
Molecule: messenger RNA, 585 nt
Organism: Vicia faba (fava bean)
Lineage: Eukaryota; Viridiplantae; Streptophyta; Magnoliopsida; Fabales; Fabaceae
Source: the annotation of a GenBank genome assembly